CGUCGGGAAAAGUAAGAGUGGGGUUUUCCCAGUAUUUUGACUACAUCCUAACCAGCCUCUACCCUGAUCAAAUUUGGGUACAAAUGUCUUCUAUACAAAGAAAUCCGAAGCAAGACAUGAUUUCCCAGUUUCACUCUUCAGCUGCUGAAGGAGAUAUUGCCAAGUUAACAGUAAUAUUCAGUCAUUCUCCAUCUCUUCUCAAUGAAACUUCUGAAAAUGGCUGGACUGCUUUAAUGUAUGCUGCAAGGAAUGGGCACCCAGAUGUUAUCCAAUUUCUCCUUGAGAAAGGGUGUGACAGGUCCAUUGUCAAUAAAUCAAGGCAGACUGCACUGGAUAUUGCUAAAUUUUGGGGUUAUAAGCAUAUAGCUAAUUUACUAGCUAAUGCUACAGGUGGGAAGAAGCCUUGGUUCCUAAACAGUGAAGUGGAAGAAUGUGAAAAUUAUUUUAGCAAGACAUUACUGGACCGGAAAAGUGAAAAAAGAAAUAAUUCUAACUGGCUACUAGCUAAAAAAAGCCACCCAGCCACAGUUUAUAUCCUUUUUUCAGAUUUAAAUCCCUUGGUUACUCUAGGUGGCAAUAAAGAAAGUUUCCAGCAGCCAGAAGUCAGACUUUGUCGCCUGAACCACUUAGAUAUACAAGAUUAUCUGGCUCAACCCGAGAAGAUCACUUUAAUUUUUCUUGGAGUAGAACUUGAAAUGAAAAAAGAAUUACUUAAUUGUACUGGGGAAGAAGAGGAAGAUGGGUUGGUUGCCUGGUUUGCCCUAGAUAUAGAUCCUAUUGCCGCUGAAGAAUUUAAGCAAAGACAUGAAAAUUGUUAUUUUCUUCAUCCUCCAAUGCCAGCUCUUCUACAAUUGAAAGAGAAAGAAGCUGGGGUUGUAGCUCAAGCAAGAUCUAUUCUUGCCUGGCACAGUCGAUAUAAGUUCUGCCCAACCUGUGGAAGUGCCACUAAAAUUGAAGAAGGCGGCUAUAAAAGAGUAUGUUUAAAAGAAGACUGUCCUAGCCUCCGUGGUGUUCAUAAUACAUCAUAUCCAAGAGUUGAUCCAGUAGUAAUCAUGCAAGUUGUUCAUCCAGAUGGGACUAAAUGUCUUUUAGGCAGGCAGAAAAGAUUUCCCCCAGGCAUGUUUACUUGCCUUGCUGGAUUUAUUGAACCUGGGGAGACAAUAGAAGAUGCUGUUCGGAGAGAAGUAGAAGAGGAAAGUGGAGUCAAAGUUGGCCAUGUUCAGUAUGUCUCUUGUCAACCAUGGCCAAUGCCCUGUUCCUUAAUGAUUGGCUGCUUGGCUGUGGCAGUGUCUACAGAAAUUAAAGUUGACAAGAAUGAAAUAGAGGAUGCCCACUGGUUCACUAGAGAACAGGUCAUGGAUGUUCUCACCAAAGGGAAGCAGCAGGCAUUUUUUGUGCCACCAAGCCGAGCUAUUGCACAUCAAUUAAUCAAACACUGGAUUGGAAUGAACCCCAGUCUCUAAAUUAAGAACAAGUUUUAUUUUAGUUUUAUUUGAUUUCUAAUUACCACUUAUUCCUCAAGUGAGAUUAGAAAGAUUCAGGGUUCUUCAGAGCAUCACAACCCAAAAUAGCAUAUUGGAUUUUCGAAAUAUUUUCCAUGUUGACCACAGAAUUCAUAUUUUUAUAAAUUACAUUACGUCAGAUUUUGUUAGAUGUGUAUCAGCCUUCUCCAAACAUUUUUUUUUUAUUUUGCUUCACCAUUGUAUUUCACAAAACUGUAUUUCCAAUGAGAGAAAUCAUAUUAUGAAGAAAUAUGUUCUAGAAAUGUGAAUUAACCUAAACUCCAAUCAUUUGUCCUAGUGUUUCUUUUAAGCAGUAGAUUGAUCACUAACAUGCCUAAUUUGAGAACUGAAACAAAAUAAUUUUAAUGACUUUUAGUUUAUAUUGAUUUCUAAUCUUUUAACUACUAUAAAGUUCCUUUAAAUUGUUAAUAGCUGAAUUUUGUUCCUCUUUACUUUGUAAUCCCAUGUAUCCUUUUCUCCUGGUUCCAUUGUUUUUAGCAGUGGUGCUUUUACAUUGUUGCUACUAGUCUUAUUUGACCAGUGUUAAGAAUUUUCUAUUUUAAAAACUAACUCCACUAGUGGUCACAAAAUACCAUGCCCUCAGUGCAGGGAGAACUUAAAUGAAAACCUACCAGUCUGUCCGGAACUGCCUCCUUAACCCUAAAAUUAAUUAAUAUUAUCUAUUUACCUGUAAGUUAUACCAAAACUUGUUAAAACAAAUGAAGAUUCUGUUUUCUCACACUGAAAUUAAACGUAUAUGAAAGGAAUUUUUCUCAAAUAUUAGAUAUUAAAUAAAUCCCAGAUAGGUGGGUUUACAUAUUUAAUAAAAACACUGGCUUUAUGUCAUUUUGUGAUGAGAGAUGUGUCUUCAGUGGCAAAAAAUAUAUAUAAUCUCUGGCAACAAUAUUUAUUAUAAUCAAUUACAAUAUCUUGAUUUUUGGCCUUGUUUUAGCACAUUCUAAGAAGCCUUUAUAAAAUAAGUUUACUUUAGGACUUUAUCAGUAAUACUUCAGAGAAAGUAAAUUGUAGUGCUUCACAAUUUUGCAACAGAGAAGCUGUCAUAUUUUAUAAGGCUGUGUUGAAAUUGUUUUAAAAGGAAGUUUAUAAAUGUACAAAUUUACAUAAUUUGGGUCUUCAUUAUUGUAUGUUAGAACUGGAAGAGACCUUAAGGGCAAUAUAUGAAGUUUACUGUCCUCAUGUUAUAGAUCAAGAAUAGGAAGUUCUGAAAAGUGAAUUUAAUUAAUUGGUGAAGGUUACACAGCUAAUUAAAAUAGUCUAUACUGUAUAAACCAGUCCAAGAUUCUCACUCUGAUAGGAAGUAGAGAUUAUUACUAAGAAUAUAUGUAGAAUAAAUUAAAAGAAGAGAUGAUAAGAAUAUAUUUAACUCGCCAAAUAUUGUUAAAAUUUGAGAAACUUAAAAUAUAUUUAACUUAAGAUAAUUUGCUUAGAUAAAACUUUAUUUUACUAAUGAACAGUGGUCUUCUUAGUAAUUGAUGAGAGCUUAUUGAUAUCAGGAUUUUAAACCAAAUAAAACUUAGACAGUUUAUUCAGAUGCUUAAUAAAAUUUGAACUAAGUACAUAGAAAAUGAUGUGCCUUGAUUAUAAAGUAUAAUGGGUUGAGGUUCAGUUUCACUCCAACUGUACUAAGAUUACAUCUUAAAAGUCCAGUUUCACUAGAAGAAGAAAGUAAAAGAUAAGUUUCAGCAAAAUGUAGGUAUAAAUUUAGUUUGGGAUAUUUAAUCCUGUGCUCAGGGAAAAUCAGCAUCUAAAUAAAUUAUUGGAUUAAUAAUUAUUCUUAAAUUGCUAACCUCUAAGAGGUGAAAGCUGCAUGUAAAUAGAAUAACCAAUUCAAGAAAUGGUAGAGGUGCAAGUGCCAUGAAUGUAUCCUAAUGGAAAUGAAUGUAACAAUACAUUAAAAUAUGUAUCUGUUU
Molecule: messenger RNA, 3433 nt
Organism: Choloepus didactylus (southern two-toed sloth)
Lineage: Eukaryota; Metazoa; Chordata; Mammalia; Pilosa; Megalonychidae
Gene: NUDT12
Product: nudix hydrolase 12
Exons: 7
Coding region: 84-1463 (459 amino acids)
Biological process (GO): NADP+ catabolic process; NAD+ catabolic process
Cellular component (GO): cytosol
Molecular function (GO): metal ion binding; protein binding; NADH pyrophosphatase activity
Source: RefSeq, a predicted model, not a curated record